This is a messenger RNA of Pipistrellus kuhlii (Kuhl's pipistrelle), 2867 nucleotides long. RefSeq names its product inter-alpha-trypsin inhibitor heavy chain H4. The record is from RefSeq and is a predicted model, not a curated record. The coding region runs from base 35 to 2707 and encodes 890 amino acids. Gene Ontology annotation, biological process: hyaluronan metabolic process. Lineage: Eukaryota; Metazoa; Chordata; Mammalia; Chiroptera; Vespertilionidae. Gene Ontology annotation, molecular function: serine-type endopeptidase inhibitor activity. The transcript is spliced from 18 exons.
GUUCAGAAGCAGCCUGCCAGGCACUGGAGCCAAAAUGAAGCCCCCAGCCUCUGUCUGCAACUGUGCCAUCCUGCUGGUCCUGUUGCCGCUGCUGGCUGUCCUCCAGACCACCCAUGCCCAAAAGAAUGCCAUCGACAUCUACAGCCUCACUGUGGACUCCAAGGUCUCCUCUCGGUUUGCCCACACGGUCAUCACCAGCAGGGUGGUCAACAAAGCGGAUUCCAUGCAGGAGGCCACCUUCCAGAUAGAGCUGCCCAAGAAAGCCUUCAUCACCAACUUCUCCAUGAUCAUCGACGGUGUGACCUACCCAGGGAACAUCAAGGAGAAGCAUGCAGCCCAGGAGCAGUACAGUGCGGCCGUGGCCAGGGGGGAGAGCGCUGGCCUUGUCAAGGCCACUGGGAGAAAGAUGGAGCAGUUCCAGGUAUCGGUCAGCGUGGCUCCCGCUGCCAAGGUCACCUUCGAGCUGGUGUACGAGGAGUUGCUCAAGCGGCGUCUGGGAGUUUAUGAGCUGCUGCUGAAAGUCCAGCCCCGGCAGCUGGUCAAGCACCUGCAGAUGGACAUUCACAUCUUCGAGCCUCAGGGCAUCAGCUUUCUGGAGACAGAGAGCACCUUCAUGACCAAUGAGCUUGCAGAUGCCCUCACCGUCUCACAGAACCAGACCAAGGCUCACAUCCGAUUCAAGCCGACGCUGUCCCAGCAACAGAAGUCUGCAGAGCAAGAGGACACAGUGGUGGAUGGCGACUUCAUCGUCCGCUAUGAUGUGAACCGCACCCUCUCUGGAGGCUCCCUUCAGAUAGAGAAUGGCUACUUUGUGCACUACUUUGCCCCGGAGAGUCUGUCCAUGAUACCCAAGAAUGUGAUCUUCGUCAUUGACACCAGUGGCUCCAUGAUAGGCAAGAAAAUCCGGCAGACUCGGGAAGCCCUCAUCAAGAUCCUAGAGGACCUCAGGCCCGAAGACCAUUUCAACCUCAUUACCUUCAGCAGGGAGGCAACCCAGUGGAAGCCAUCUCUGGUGCCAGCUUCGACCCAGAAUGUGGAGGAGGCCACGAAAUAUGCUAACACCCUCAAGGCCCAUGGAGGAACCAAUAUCAACGAUGCGAUGCUGAUGGCCGUGCAGCUGCUGGAGACAGCCACCCGGGAGGAGCAGCUGCCCUCAGGGAGCGUGUCCCUUCUCCUCCUCCUCACUGAUGGCGACCCCACUGUGGGCGAGACCAACCCCAGCAAGAUCCAGAAGAAUGUGCAGGAGGCCAUAGGCGGUCAGUACAGCCUCUUCUGCCUGGGCUUUGGCUUCGACGUCAGCUACGCCUUCCUGGAGAAGCUGGCACUGGACAAUGGCGGCCUGGCUCGGCGCAUCUACGAGGACUCGGACUCCGCCCUGCAGCUGCAGGACUUCUACCAGGAGGUGGCCAAUCCCCUGCUGACUGCAGUAACCUUUGUGUACCCAAACAAUGCCGUGGAGGAGGUCACGCAGGACAACUUCCGGCUGUUCUUCAAGGGCUCCGAGAUGGUAGUGGCCGGGAAGCUCCAGGCCCAGAGCCCUGAGGUGCUCUCAGCCCAAGUCAGCGGGAAGCUGCCCACAGAGAACAUCACCUUCCAAGUGGAGUCCCAGGUGGCAGAGCAGGAGGAGGAGUUCCGAAAGCCCAAGUACAUCUUCCACGGCUUCAUGGAGAGACUCUGGGCGUACCUGACCAUCCAUCAACUGCUGGAGCGAAUGGUUUCCGCAUCCGAUGCUGAUAAGAAGGUCCUGGAGAAGCAAGCUCUGGGCUUGUCACUCAACUAUAGCUUUGUCACCCCCCUCACGUCCAUGGUGGUCACCAAACCAGAAGGCCAAGAACAGUCUCAAGUUGCUGAGAAGCCCGUGGAAAGUGGUGGGUGUGAGAGUGGGCUCCUAGCCUCUGUGGCAGCAGAGUUUGGACCCAGUCUUCUCCCCAGCCCCUCCCCACAUCCUGACCAACACCCUUACUUUUUCUUUCAGAAACAAGCCCUACAGCCCCAAAACCAGGUAAGUUGCCUGCCUUCCUCUGCCCCCCUUCCCAUCGCUGCUCUCCAGAUUGUUCUACCUGCCCCAGCAACCACAUCUGCUGCCCCAGCCCCCAUCCAGGCUCCCACCGUCAUCCUGCCUCUGCCGGGGCAGAGCGUGGACCAGGUCUGCGUGGACAUCAAGCGCACCCCGGGGCCAUCAUUACGCCUGCUCUCAGACCCUGACCAAGGUCUCGAGGUGACUGCGGAGUAUAAUAUGCAGAAGGCCCAGUUCUCCUGGAUCAAGGUGACUUUCAAGAAUCCCCAGCUGCAGGUCCGCGUGUCCCCUGAGCAUGUGGUCGUGACUAGGGGCCGAAGAAGCUCUGAGUACAAAUGGAAGGAGACGCUGUUUGUGGUGAUGCCUGGCCUCACGAUGACCAUGGACAAGGCAGGGCUCCUGCUGCUCAGCAGCCCAGACAAAGUGACCAUCGGCCUGCUGUCCUGGGACGGCCCUGGGCAGGGGCUUCGGCUGCUUCUGCGGGACACUGACCGCUUCUCCAGCCACGUCGAUGGGACCCUUGGCCGCUUUUACCAGGGCGUGCUCUGGGGGCCGCCAGAUGCCACAGAUGACAGCAAGCGAACACUGAGGACUCAUGGGUUUGACUACAGUGCCACCAGAGAGCUCAAGGUGGAUUACCAAGAGGGGACCCCAGGAACAGAGAUUUCCUGCUGGUGUGUCGAACUAUAGUCCUGAUGGCAGGAGUUAUACCCACCCAUUCACCCUCCUCCCCCCUUGCCACCCCACUGUGUGCAGAUGGCUGUCAUCUUGUGACCAGAGCUCCCUGUUGGGUCUCGCCGUUUUGGGGAGGGGAGUGCCACUUAUUACAAAUAAAGGAAGGUAGUGUAAA